Poecilia latipinna (sailfin molly) is the source of this 1628-nucleotide messenger RNA. Its product is annotated as extracellular calcium-sensing receptor-like. Gene Ontology annotation, molecular function: G protein-coupled receptor activity. Gene Ontology annotation, cellular component: plasma membrane. The transcript is spliced from 5 exons. The record is from RefSeq and is a predicted model, not a curated record. Gene Ontology annotation, biological process: G protein-coupled receptor signaling pathway. Bases 1 to 1590 code for a protein of 529 amino acids. NCBI's taxonomy places the organism in Eukaryota, Metazoa, Chordata, Actinopteri, Cyprinodontiformes, Poeciliidae.
AUGAAGCAACACAUCUGCUUCAGUGUGCUGGGAGGUGCUCUGGGCUUUGCAGUGCAAAAGGCCAAUAUCAGUGGCCUGGAGGAUUUUCUGGUUAGAGGUUUCUGGGAAACAGAAUUCCUGUGCAACGGGACAAACACGGAGAAGAGUCAAAAGCCUUGCAAAGCCAAUCAGGAUUUAGCGGAGCUCAGUAAUAAUGACGAUGAUGUGGAAGAGCUAAGGUACUCCACCAAUAUCUAUAAAGCCGUCUACGCCAUAUCACAUUCUCUGCACAGCAUCUUGAAGUGUUCAGAGGGUCAAGCAUGUAAAAAAGCUGUGGAAAUGAAGCCAUGGGAGGUAGUGGAGGCUCUAAAAAAUGUGAACUUCACUGUUAAGAACGGGGACAGAGUGUGGUUUGAUCAAACUGGAGCUGCUGUUGCCAUGUAUGAGGUGGUGAACUGGCAACGUGGAACGGAUGGAUCGGUUCAGUUUAGACCCGUUGGCUACUAUGACGCCUCGCUACCUUCUGGCAAGAGGUUUGUUCUUAACACAGAUGCUAUAAUGUGGCCAGGGGGGACAAAAGAGCUACCUGUGUCAGUCUGCAGUGAAAGCUGUCGUCCAGGAACCCAUAAAGUCCUUCAAAAAGGAAAACCCGUGUGCUGCUUUGACUGUGUGCCGUGUCCGGUUGGAGAAUUUAGCAACACGACAGAUUCUAUUGACUGCAAAAAGUGCCCCGAAGCAUAUUGGUCCAGUCAGAACAGAGAUGCAUGUUUACCAAAGGAAAUUGAGUUUCUCUCUUUUACUGAAGUUAUGGGCAAAAUACUGAUAUUUUUCACCUUGUUCGGCGUUGUGCUAACUUUAAUAGUAGCCACACUGUUUUUAGUCAAUAAGGACACUCCACUGGUGAAGGCAAACAACUCUGAGCUCAGCUUCCUGUUGCUGUUCUCCUUGUCUCUGUGUUUCUUGUGUUCUUUAACCUUUAUCGGCCAGCCCACCGAGUGGUCCUGCAUGCUGCGGCACACAGCGUUUGGCAUCACCUUCGUCCUCUGCAUCUCUUGUAUUCUUGGGAAAACAAUCGUGGUCCUAAUGGCCUUUAAAGCUACACUUCCAGGCAGCAACGUGAUGAAAUGGUUUGGGCCUGCACAGCAGAGACUCACUGUUUUGUUUUUCACUUUUAUACAGGUCAUAAUUUGCAUCCUGUGGUUAACAAUAAAUCCCCCCUUUCCUUUAAAAAACCUCCAGUACUAUAUGGAGAAGAUAAUCCUCGAGUGCGCUCUGGGUUCACCUGUUGGCUUUUGGGCUGUGUUGGGAUACGUUGGAUUCCUUGCCUUGCUGUGUUUUGUCCUUGCUUUCUUAGCCAGAAAGUUGCCAGAUACCUUCAAUGAGGCCAAACACAUAACCUUCAGUAUGUUGAUAUUCUGUGCCGUGUGGAUCACCUUCAUCCCAGCUUAUGUCAGCUCUCCUGGAAAUCUCACGGUAGCUGUGGAGAUAUUUGCUAUUCUAGCAUCAAGUUAUGGGAUACUGUUUUGUAUAUUUGCACCGAAAUGCUUUAUUCUAGUUGUGAGGCCUGAGCUGAACACAAAGAAACACCUGCUGGGAAAAACACAACACUAGUUAGUUUCAUAUGAUACACAAUCUUUGCUUUACUUUUA